AUGAGAAAGAUCCAAGAAGUGGAAAAAAAUGUUCCUGAUUGGACACUUAACAAAAAACAGGUCCUACUUGAAUCGGCUGUGUGCAGUUUUUAUUACUUAAAUGGCAAAUCACUUUUGAUUUUGGAUAGUUUUACCUGUCAGCCAACCAACCCCAAAAUGUCUGGGGACCAAGAAAUGCAAGAUGUUCGAAAGCACAUCCUUGAAGAUACUCAAGGUUCAGACAAUGCUGAUAUUAUGGGCGAUAUAGAAAAUGCUUUGGAUUACCAGGAUUUUGAUGACACUGAACAGGGUCGACAACUUUAUUUUGAUGAUGGUGUCCGAAGAAUCGAUUACAUUUUGGCUUGGGAGACAACAGGCAAGAAAAUGAUGGAAGCUGAAACAGCAAGAUUGACUUUCUAUAACAACCUGAAGAAAGAAUUCUUGGAAUUAGAAGAAGACAAAAGUGACCCUGACGUACACUUCAUGAAGGUUCAUGCUCCAUUUGAUGUUCUACGUCGAUAUGCUGAACUGCUGAAACUCAAAGUCCCCAUGAAAGAGACUGCAGAUUUAUUGGAGUAUGCUGAACAGUAUGAUGAACAGGUAUGA
Acanthosepion pharaonis is the source of this 585-nucleotide messenger RNA. NCBI's taxonomy places the organism in Eukaryota, Metazoa, Mollusca, Cephalopoda, Sepiida, Sepiidae. The record is from the annotation of a GenBank genome assembly.